AUGGAUACCACUUACCUCAAAUCUUUUCAAGUGGAAAUCCAAAAUUGCUUUUUUCAUUUGGAUGUUCAGGAUGAUUUUCUAUGUCGGUCCAUUUUGUGUCUUUUCCAACUCACCCCCGUUUGUUUUGGGAGGAAUGUUUUUUUUUCCCCCCCAUUGCUGUCCUCAAUCCCAUUUCUCACCCUGAAUCAUGACCCUGUGUGUGUCCUGUUAGGUGAGCGCGUUGGGUUUUCUCGCCCACCGGGAAAUGGCAGCACUCCUCCUCCCCCCAAGGAACUCUGCAGAACCUUUCACACCUCUAACUCAGGGACGGGGCUGGCGUGUGUGUGGUACACCGACGUGUCCAGACGCAGCACUUUGACUGUUCUGGGAGUAGGGUUGUACAACUUCAAGGAAUGUUUGGAUUUCCUGCAUCUUGUGGAUUUCUCCUUAGAUACCACAUAG
Rangifer tarandus platyrhynchus (Svalbard reindeer) is the source of this 441-nucleotide messenger RNA. The record is from the annotation of a GenBank genome assembly. NCBI's taxonomy places the organism in Eukaryota, Metazoa, Chordata, Mammalia, Artiodactyla, Cervidae.